This is a messenger RNA of Strongyloides ratti, 1671 nucleotides long. Its product is annotated as Protein alan shepard. Gene Ontology annotation, molecular function: mRNA 3'-UTR binding; poly(A) binding; poly(U) RNA binding. The record is from RefSeq and is a predicted model, not a curated record. The transcript is spliced from 3 exons. The coding region runs from base 1 to 1671 and encodes 556 amino acids. Gene Ontology annotation, cellular component: ribonucleoprotein complex; cytosol; nucleus. Lineage: Eukaryota; Metazoa; Nematoda; Chromadorea; Rhabditida; Strongyloididae.
AUGCAAGGUAGUUUUAAAGAAUCUCAGAUGUCUGAAAUGUCUGAAAACGACAUAUCUAAUUUUAAAAGAAGACAAGGGAAAUUAAAAUAUUUAAAUAUAACUAAAGAUAUUACGGAUUUUAAGUUUACACCUCCAACUGCUAAGAAUAUUUCAUUAAAAAAUAAUAGGCCUUCUAAAUAUUUUAAUUCAUCAGAUAAUUAUAAUUGUAAAAGUACUAACGAUAAGAAUAUGGUUUAUUCUAAUAAUAAUAAUAAUUUAAAUCCUUCUCAAAUAAACAAUUCCAACGUUAAUACGUAUGUUUAUCAACAACAACAUCAACGUAGUGUUAGUGGAAAUUAUCAAAAUAAUUUUAAUUCUGGAAAUAGGUUUAAUAAUAAAAAUGUUCAGUAUAAAAAUGAUCGUCACAUAUUUAAUAAUAAUAUGUACAAUAAAUCUCUUCAACAAACACACGCUGGAAACAAUAAAGAGGAUGUUAUUUUAUCAAAUACGAAUCUCUAUAUUCGUAACUUAACUCAAGAAACAACUGAUGAAAGUCUGAAAGAAUUAUGUAAGAAGUUUGGUGAUAUUGUAUCAACGAAGGCUAUUAUGGAUAAAGGAACAAAUACAUGUCGUGGAUUUGGUUUUGUUGAAUUUAAUAAUGUGGAAGAUGCUCAAAAAGCUAUGAAUGGAUUAUCUGAACAAGGUCUUCUUGUUUCACGAGCUAGACUUAGUAAAAAUAAUAAUGAGGAUAGUGCUGAUUCAACAAAUUUAUAUAUUGCCAAUCUUCCAGCAGGAUACACUGAAGAAAUGUUACGUUCGCUUUGUGCUAAUGAAGGAGCAGAUGUUAUAUCUACAAGAAUAUUACGUGAUGAAUCAGGUGAAUCUCGUUGCGUUGGAUUUGCUAGAGUUGAAUCAAAAGAAAGAUGUGAGCAAAUAAUUAGUAAGUAUAACGGAAAAGUUCUUGAAGGAACAAAAGAACCACUACUAGUAAAACUUGCUACUGCUGGUAAGAAAGUUGGAAAAAGUCGUACUUUUGGAAAUAUGCCUUAUAUAAAUAAUUAUUAUAUGAAUCAACGUAGUUACACAGGAGUAAUAAGAAAUGCAGGAAUACCAGGAUAUACACAAAAUCCAAUUAUUGCUCAUUCAAUUCCUGUUGAUGGUCCUUUUUAUAAUUAUCCUCCACCAGCAAUUUCAAUUAGUGAUAGACCAAAUAAUGUUCCACCACCUCAUGGUGUAAACCGUAGUGGAAGUGCUUCUCAUUCAACUCCAAGAAUAUCAUAUCCAAACAUUCAACCUGCUCAUUAUUCAGGUCCUACAAUACCUCCAGGUCCACAUCAUUAUCCAGUUAUACCUCCUGGUGGUCAUCCACAAGGAUAUGGUACACCACAACAAUUAAUAGGAUCAUAUCAGGGUACAGAUGGUCCAACAUCAAACCAAACUCCUUCUUCAAAUGAAGGCCCUCCCAGUCAAAUUCCACAAGGUUACUAUCAAGGAUAUCCUUAUUAUCAGGGACAACCAUAUGUUCAAUAUGGUGUUGAUGUCCAACAAAUGCAUAUUCAACCAAAUCCUCAAUAUUGUAACGGGACAAUGAACGCAAACGUUGGUAGAAAUGAUGGAGAUGUCCAACAAUAUGACAAUCCUGGAAAUAGAAGUGGGCAGGUAACAAACAACAACAAUAAGGAGAAGAAAUAA